Clonostachys rhizophaga is the source of this 1224-nucleotide messenger RNA. The record is from the annotation of a GenBank genome assembly. Lineage: Eukaryota; Fungi; Ascomycota; Sordariomycetes; Hypocreales; Bionectriaceae.
AUGGAGGACUCAUCGACUGCUCUGCAAAUACAUGAUGGAGAAACAGAAGAUGGCGAAAAGUCAACUGAAAAUGGCGGCGGCGCUGGGCAGAUUCGCUCAAUCCACAAAUUAACGCGCCGAGGGCACACCAAAUCGAGGAGAGGAUGCUUAACUUGCAAGCGGAGGAGGGUCAAAUGCCCAGAAGACCAGCCCGCAUGCAGCAGUUGUGUACGACUCGGUUUGAUUUGCGAAUAUCCACUUAAGAAUAAUCCAUCUGCUCCCCUACAAUCGACGGGGGGCCAGUUCAACUUGAAGGACCUCAGGCUGUUCCAUCAUUUUAUCCUCCACGCAUACCCACCACUUCCGCUACACGGCAAAGCUGUGUGGGACGAUAUAACAUCAUAUUCUCAUAAUUAUGAGUUUCUCGUCCAUUCUAUGCUUGGCCUCGCGGCCUCGCAUCUUUGUCUUAAUGGCGGUGGAGACCACGAAGCUGAGGCUCUAGAACAUCGCAUCAAGUCGAUCAAGCUGUUGAACCAAGCACUAUGCAAACCUCCAACCUCAAAGACUGAGAGUGAUGCUAGGUUCUCCACACUCAUGGUGCUUACAUUCCAGUCAUCCUACAUGCCAGAUGGGAUGCUGGAGAUAUUUCAUAUGAUCCGCGGCUGCAUGAUCCUGACCAAAUCCACGCUGCCGAAGUAUGCCAUGUCUUUAUUUACAAAAUUUGCCUCGGGGGGAGUUGACAAGAAACUCCAUGAAGUCACAGAACACAUUUCACAGCCAACGUCUUUGUUUCUUAUCAAUGCUUGGGCCUCACUCGAAUCAUUGCGGGAUCUGUGUCGCACCAAGUUUGAGAAACAAUAUCUCGGUAUUUUGGAAAACCUCGUGAACAUGGCCUCAGUCUCCAACAUGGAUACGUUGUUGGCAAUCUCGUCUGCAUAUAAUGUAUUUGGAGAGCCGGACCAAGCUGAUUUUAAUAAUUUCAUGGAUAGCCAAAACCACGUCGCUCAACUAUUGGUGGCUCAUUUCUUUAUACUUGAGUAUGUAAUUGGGCGAAAAGUACUUACCCCAUUCAUGUCAGCCUUCUCCUUCAGAGAAACUAUGCUACGGACAUGGAUAACGAGACUUUCUCCAAAGCUGGCUCCGGAGCAUGCCUCAUACUUGGAUUGGCCACUGCGAAUGCUGGAUAUGAUGGAGCUGGCUUACCUGGAUCUUCCAGAUAUCCCAAACUUGAGGAUAUCAGACUGA